Dioszegia hungarica is the source of this 1074-nucleotide messenger RNA. RefSeq lists its product as uncharacterized. The coding region runs from base 1 to 1074 and encodes 357 amino acids. NCBI's taxonomy places the organism in Eukaryota, Fungi, Basidiomycota, Tremellomycetes, Tremellales, Bulleribasidiaceae. The transcript is spliced from 6 exons. The record is from RefSeq and is a predicted model, not a curated record. Gene Ontology annotation, biological process: regulation of DNA-templated transcription. Gene Ontology annotation, molecular function: DNA-binding transcription factor activity.
AUGUCGGACCCACUGACCACGCUUCUGCAGGAGGAAGACAGGAAUGCACACGAGGCAGACUCGGCGGCGGCGGAGGCGAUGUAUGAUGAGCUGUUCGAGACGAUGAGAGCUGAUGGGCAACUGGCUUCUGUCGAGCCGGAGCCUUCGCACGACGUUAAUACCUCCCCCGGCCCAUCCGGCCACAUCUCCGCCAGCCUCAACUCCUUCGAGCCCUCCCACCCCAGUCCCGAGACCGCCAACCCUCCAUCCCCAUUCCGGCCGGCUUGGCGGGACGACCGGGGCGAGAUGGGCGGGAAGCGCAAGAAGCCUCUGCAUGAGCGCGCAGGGUGGAAGGACAUGGAUGAGAGGGGCCAGAUGCCUAAGCGUCCCAGAGUGAUACGAGGGCCUAAGAAGGGCGCGAAUGCCAACCCCAGCGCGGAGUUCCAGGCUGAGGAGGGAAGGGAGGGGGACGUGGGGCAAGGCGAGAGUAGCCAGCAGGCUCACGAGCUGGCAGAUGGCCAAGGUGCGAGGGCGAGUACGCUCGAUAGGGAUAUGGCGCAGGCGGGCAGGGAGAUGGGGCUGGAGCAGACUGUACUGGCGGAUGUGUUGAGGCAAGCGGAGGACCAGACGGCGGCUGUGGUGGCGGGCGCCGAGGAGGCUCAGCCGGGUGGUGGACCGGCCGAUGAGAAGGGGCUCAAGACGAGCAAUGAAUCCAGAGCUGAGCAAAAUCGUCGCGCGCAGCAAGUGUACCGCCGACGUCGAGAAGAAAAGAUCAAGGACCUCGAGGCGCAGGCUGCGGCCCUGGAACCGACCCGUCAGGCCUUGCGUGAGAGUUAUGAGCGGAUGAAGUCUUUGGCUAUGGAAUAUGAAGCGGCCAAGAUCCAACUUUCUGCUCUGCAAAACACCCUCCUCAGCCUGAAUAAGCAAGGCAUCGCGAUCCUCACGACGCAGUUCAACUUCCCGAUGGACCCUGAUAAUCUCAAGGAGGCGGAGACGAUGCGUCCGGGACCGAUCGCGGAGAAGGAUGUGGAGAGGGCUUUUGAGCAGCUCGAGAGGCAGAGCAGGGAGCUGGCGGAGUCGAGGCGAAGCGAGUAG